AUGGCGAGGUCGUCGUCGUCCAAGCUUGCGUUCCUGGCUGUGCUCGUCCUGCUGCUGCAGGCAUCGUCGCUCGCCGUGGCCCGGCGCCACCACCACGACGAGCCUGACCCGUGCCGCGACGGCGCCCCGGGCCUGCUGGGCCACAAGGACCACCGCUGCUCGUCCCCGGCGGUGUCGCCGCACGGCGGCACGCGCGCGGUGAUGACGGUGAACGGGUUCGACAAGGGCGAGGACGGCGGGGGCCCGUCGGAGUGCGACGGCAAGUACCACCACGACAGCGAGAUGCUCGCGGCGCUGUCGACGAGGUGGUACGCCGACGGGCGGCGGUGCCACAAGGCGAUCCGCAUCACGAGCGCGCACAACGGGCGCACCGUUGUGGCACGGGUCGUCGACGAGUGCGACUCCCGGCACGGCUGCAAGGACAACAUCGUCGACACGUCCAAGGCCGUCUGGAAAGCGCUCGGGCUCGACACCAAGAUCGGCGAGGUCCCCGUUACCUGGUCCGAUGCCUGAUGAAGAA
Messenger RNA from Setaria italica (foxtail millet), 520 nucleotides. Its product is annotated as putative ripening-related protein 6. Bases 1 to 513 code for a protein of 170 amino acids. The transcript has a single exon. The record is from RefSeq and is a predicted model, not a curated record. NCBI's taxonomy places the organism in Eukaryota, Viridiplantae, Streptophyta, Magnoliopsida, Poales, Poaceae.